Messenger RNA from Trichoderma reesei QM6a, 975 nucleotides. RefSeq lists its product as uncharacterized. Bases 1 to 975 code for a protein of 324 amino acids. The record is from RefSeq and is a predicted model, not a curated record. NCBI's taxonomy places the organism in Eukaryota, Fungi, Ascomycota, Sordariomycetes, Hypocreales, Hypocreaceae. The transcript is spliced from 2 exons.
AUGGCGGACAUGGAGGACAUGGAGGGCAUGGAUAUUACGGAGGACACCGAGGACAUUGGUGACAUGGAAGACAUGGACGACAAGUUGUCAUGUAGCUCGGAAGUGUCUAUCAUUGAUCGCACAAAUCCAAAGGACCGCCCGAGAUCCAUAGAGGAUGCGGUUGACUUGGCCAUCGGACACCUCUUCCCGUGGGUAAACCACUGCUCCAAUGUCAUCACGCGACAAGUGGGAAAAGCACUCAAGAGAGCGUAUCUGGAGGAAUCCCGAAGCUGGUCGUGGGAGAUGAGCCUCGAGUUCAGACACACCGCGCCGACGCUCAACUUCUCCGUCUACGCGCAGACGGGAUCCAUCACCAGCCACAUCAUCGGCAGAAAAGCGAGGAACAACGGCGCCACCUGGGUUCAUUUCUGGUUCCUGCGCGUCAUGUUUGGCCCGCGAGCGUGCUCGAGGCAGCUCUGGUUUGCGGAGCUGGUCGAUAAGCACCCUUGGAUGCUCGACGAAGCCCCCGGGGGCGUCGUUCCUUCAACGGCAUACACGAUCAUCAAGUCUGGGCAGGAGGACUGGGAGCCUGCGACGCCGAAGACCAUGGAGCGGCCUGAUGCCCUGGCUGUCGCACGGGCGAAGCGAGAGGCUGCUGCCGAGAGCACCUCUAACCCACGGCCCAGAAAGACGCCCAGAGCAUCUACUCCUGCUCCACAGCCGCAGGAGGAGGCGGCGGUCGAGGGGGAUAUAUGGGCCCAGCUUGAUGCCGCGGAUUUCAGCGAGGCUUUCAACGCCCGAAUUCCUUUGAAGACGGAUGGAGAGUUGCAGGGGCUCAAGGCAAAGCACGAAGCGUUGCAGUUGGCACACGAGACUCUUUGGGAGAAGCACAAGGCGUUGGAGGAAAAGUACCGCAAGCAGGAGGAGAAGCUGGAGAAGCUCUGCAUGGGGCUUGUUCAGCUUGGGAACUUGGUGAAGCAUCAGAAUGGAGUUUGA